AUGUCGACAGAAUACGUCAAAUGUGCACACAGAACCAUCCCAGAGGAUGGAAACUUUGCGAACAGGAAAAGGCUGGUGAUCUGCUGCGAUGGCACAUGGAACAACUCCAAUAAUGGCGGCGUACCCACCAACGUGAGCCGUCUCUCAUCUGCAGUCGCACACAAGUGCUGCAGCGGAAUGCCUCAAGUAGUCUACUACCACCGCGGUCCCGGAACAGAAGAAGACAAAUGGGCUAGCUUUGUGGGAGGCCUGUUCGGCCUGGGUGUCAAACAGCGGUACCAGGACAUCGUAGAUUGCUACCGCUUCAUCUGCGAUAACUACAAUCCGGGUGAUGAGAUCAUAAUCGUCGGCUUCUCACGAGGUGCCUUCACGGCUCGGUCGCUCGCAGGCAUGGUCUGCACGCUUGGGUUCCUCAACCGCUCUGGACUCAGCAGCCUCGGCCAGAUCUACAACGAUUACAAGGCCUUCAACGACUGGACGGAUCCUCGCAUUUUUGACCCGAAGAAGCAUCUACUAGGGUUUAACCAUGACCAGCUGAAGAUGAAGAUCGAGAAACAGUACAUGACAGAGAUUCAGCCGCUCGAAGAUAAGUUGGACGCCGACAAAGUCGGAGAUUUAUCCGAGGAAGAGUUAUGGGAUGUGGAGAGGGAUCUGGUGAAACUCCUCGAACGUUACGACAAGGCAACAAGUCACGAAGCCUUAGAGAAGCAGCUGUAUCAGGACAAAAAAGAGUUAUUCACGAAGAUGACUCAAUUCAAACGGACAGAUGGGAGCAUGAAGUUUCGCUCCAUGGCAGAAGCUUAUCGCCAGCAGCUGAGCGAUUACGAACUUUGUUUGACUCGUAUGGAAGACAACGGCAGCAAUGUCACCUCGCACAAAGCUGUGGAGGGGAAGAUCAAGGCAGUUGGUGUUUGGGAGACAGUAGGCAGUCUUGGAAUUCCCAAGAUGCCGUGGUGCAAUUGGCACGGCGCCAGCCGCAGUGCUGCAGAGCUCCGAUUUGCCAGCUACAACGUCCACCCCAAUAUCGAUCAUGCGUUCCACGCCCUUGCUCUGGACGAAUUCAGAAGCCCUUUCUCUCCCACGCUUUGGAGAUGCAAGAGAUCGAACAAGAAUACUCAACUCCGCCAGGUCUGGUUUCCUGGGUGUCACAGCAACGUCGGCGGAGGCACUGAUUCCCAGCAAAUCUCCAAGAUUGCCCUUGGAUGGAUGGCGGAUCAGCUGACUUCCGUUGGCGUGGAAUUCAGCACGUGCGAGAUGCAGCGCAUCUUCAGUACAAUCUCCCACGGAGACACCAUUCGGCCUUGGGGUCUCGGUGAGAUCACCAGCCCGACAUCUUUGGUCACGACAGGUCUUGACCGGGUUUGGAACACGAUAUCAGCGCCAUAUUUUGCGUACCACGGUCAAUACGCAGAGAACUCAGCGCGAAAACCCCAUUUCUAUGAGGAUGACGGCCAGAAGAAGCUUCUGACACACACGGAGGAGCUCGUUCAUCCCUGUGUAAGGGUUCGGUACCUGUACAACGGUCUCGGGCUUGACGAUAAGGCUGAAUGGCGCUGCAAUGCUCUGACGGGACGCGGAUGGGAACUCAAGCUUGAUAGAGGCGUGGGCCCAGAUAAGAUUCGCCCAGGCCGGGAUCCGAAGAUCGUGGACAAGUACAGGACCGUCGGCGGAUCCGUCACCUCUAUCCAUCAGCAGUAUCCGAAGACCCUGGCUGCGGAAGGCCAGCUCGUCAAUACUGAGCAGCCCUCGGAGGUCCAUCUAUGGCAGUUGAAAUAUCCGGAAAACGCUUACACAUGGACUCACCCAGAGGGUAAGGUGCUUGAAGAAGAGCAAAUUGGCAUGUGGGAACGCAUGUUCAUCAGAAUCAACGACAACCAUGUCGACUUGAAGGAGAUAAGUGAUGAACAAAAGAUGCAGAAACAGACGCAAGGUGAUCGCCUUAGAGACAUGGCGACGAACAACGUGUACCACGCCCUGGGCAUGGUUGACUGGAUUGUCAAGACUACUAUUGGCGCAGUAUUUGUUACGCGGCCGGACAAGCAGUAUCCGCUCGGGUACCCGUUAAAGCAUGGGUACUACGACUUUGUGUCCUGGCAAAAGGGGCUCAAGCAGGAUGAUUCGGAGGUUGGCCCCUCAGCCAAGGACUCGGCCAAGGAUGCACAUGCUUCUAAAGAUGGUGAUGUCCAUGUCCAUUACCACUGGCUGAAUGAUGGUACGCAAUGA
Molecule: messenger RNA, 2223 nt
Organism: Colletotrichum lupini
Lineage: Eukaryota; Fungi; Ascomycota; Sordariomycetes; Glomerellales; Glomerellaceae
Exons: 7
Coding region: 1-2223 (740 amino acids)
Source: RefSeq, a predicted model, not a curated record